CUUUUCUGGUUUGAAACUAUAUUUCAAGCAAAAUGGUUUUCUCAUUAAAACGCAGCGUUCUCGUAUUUCGUAACAUUAUGCUGUAAUCAAUACAUUUUAUAGGGUAUUUUUAAAUUAAAAUUAAAUAGUGAUACAUAGCUCUUUAAGUAUGAAAUGUCUGUCUGCAAAUGAAUGGUGGAAAGGAGCGUUAUUGAUAUUUUCAUGGUUUCCAUGUGGCAUAUUUGAACAAGCCGCAUUCACACUAACAAGCAGUAAAUAUUUCUUUAUCAGUGGUACACGUACAGUACAGAACAUCUCUGGUUCAGCGAGCACCAUGACCUCCAGCUUCUCCGUGCACAGCCACUCUCUGGGACGACAGCCGUCUUUCUCCAGCAUGUCUAUGCGUGACAGUGGGGUUCGGGGACGCUCUAAAGUCCCAGUGUCUCUGUCCUCGGCCAGCACUCUGUCCCUCUCCCGUUCCACCUCUCUGGGAAAUGGCUUAAACAUCCUAAGCAACCUCUCGCUGAAUGGUCUAGGAGUUGGUGCCAGUGAAAAGGAGACCAUGCAAGGUCUAAACGACCGACUUGCCAGCUAUCUGGAAAAAGUGCGGUCUCUGGAGAAGUCCAACGCUGACCUGGAGCUGAAGAUUAAACAGCUGAUGAAGGAGCGAGCACCCAAGGGUCACGACAUCGAAGGGCUGAUGGCUCAAGCACAUGCCAUUGGACAAGAGGUGAGGAAGAAGACUUUGGAGAAUGCUCGUAUAAUGCUGGAGAUUGACAAUGCCAAGCUUGCAGCAGAUGACUUUAGGGUCAAAUGGGAGGCAGAAGCUACUCUUUGCCAGUCGGUUGAGAGAGACUGUCAUGCUCUGAGACGAGCAAAAUCUGAUCACGAUCAGAUCAUCGCAACACUUCGAGGAGACCUGGACAGUCUCAAAGAAGAGCUCUAUUUCCUCAAGAAGAACCAUGAGGAGGAGAAAAACGCACUGAAGGCCCGUCUAGCCAACGAGCAAGUGAACGUGGAGGUGGACGCGGCCCAGGGCCCGGACCUCGGAGCCAUCAUGGCAGAGCUGCGGGUGCAGUACGAGAGCAUCGCACGCAAGAAUAAAGAGGAUGCUGAGAUGUGGUAUCUGAAGAAGCUGGAGACCGUGCAGUCAGAGGUGAAGGAGAGUAACGAAGCUCUGCGAUGCGCUCAGAGUGAACUCAAUGAAAGACGACGCUUCCUGCAGGCGCUGGAGGUGGAGCUGGACAGUCUGCGCAAACAGGUUGGUGUUCUGGAGGGGAACCUGGGAGAGACGAAUCAGAAGUACACUCUUGAGAUCGAGCGUCUUCAGGGCACGCUCACACAGCUGGAGGACGAACUCUCACAGCUGCGUCUGGACAUGCAACGAAUCAAAACCGACUACGAGCAGUUGCUGCGUAUCAAACAAAACCUGGAGCUGGAGAUCGCCACCUACAGGAGGCUGCUGGAUGGAGAGGAAGUGAUAAAAGAGAUACCCUCUCCUAAAAAAGAACCUGAAGUGAGAACCAGGAAGAUUGUGAAGGUGGUCACCCAGACCAUGGUCAAUGGAAAGGUGGUGGAUGAAUCCAGUGAAGUUGAACAGAUUGAAGAACGAAAAAAGUCUGAUUCUGUAAGGCGAGUCGCAAUAGAGCGGGUCAUUUAACAGUAGCACAGACCGAAAGUCACACAGUGAAACUAAAUACAUACGAUACUAGCUGAUUUCCUGAAUGAAGUAGGCCUGCUAGUUUUAGGGACGGCGGUAGAAAAAUGAUACGUAGCUGUGGAUGGGGAUUUGAACCUGUCUGGUCACAGUGUGAGAAACUGAGCCAAAGGACGAAAUCAAGACAGCCUCACUUUGAGAACGAUGACCGAAAAAGCCCUGACACCAAACCUCUGUAGUAUCAGAUGUCUUGCUUUUGUGAAGCUUUCUGGGUGAAACGGCUGCUACGGUCCCAGCCCGUCACGGCCCUUGGUUUGCUCCGAUAAAUUCCACCAUUAUUGCCGGGUUUAAAACUAUUUUGGCACUUAAUCAGAUUUCAGUUAAUUGUAGCACGGUCUUACACAGGUCAGAUUUAUAUUUAACUCUUACUAGUGCUGAAUGAAACGCUAUACGGUAACACUUUACAAUACGGUUCAUUAGUUAUCAUGAACUAAAUGCUCGUAAAGCGUUUAUUAAUUUCAGUUAAUGUCGAUUUCAACAUUUAAUGCAUUGUGAACCAACAUGAAUAAACAGUUAUUCUACUUUCACUGACAUUAACAAAGAUUAAUAAAAAGUGUAACAAAUGCGUCGUUCAUUGUUCAUGUUAGUUAAUAACUAAUAUUAACAAAUGACACCUUAUUGUAAAGUGCCAAAAUACAUUAUUUUUACUUGUUGAUUUAUAUCUACUACCCAUAUCUAUAGAAAUGUAACUCGUAUAUUGAAAAUGUGUCGCUUAUAAUUGGAUGAGAGCACCAAAAGCCACGUUCGUUUAUCCAGUUUUCAAUACGGGGCAUUCCUAAUUCACAUUUCUUUUUGAUUGAUAUGGAUGUGGAGUGCACGUCUGACCAAUAAAGGUGUGUGAAAUACUCUCGGCUCAGCUUUAGCACCGUGUGUAUCACUGCAUCUAAACAUGUUGUUGCAUGCAGUGAUGCAUUUACAAUAAACUUUAGCCUGAUCUAGUCUAACCACAGACUCUUGUUUGGUUUCUGUUAUCUGUGACUCAUGAAACAUCAGUUGAUUUGUUUCUGCCCUAUUGUUUGUGAACCGCAAGCAUUAUUAUUGUAACAAAUGCCGUUACACGCUGCUGUCAUUACAAGGCUAUUACUGACAAUAAAAGUGAUAUGGUGUCUACCACUGCCUUUGGCAAAUGAAGAGGGUUUCUGUCUUCAGCUGCUACGGUGUAUUAGAUAUCGUGAUCCUCCCAUUCAGGAGAGAUCUCGCAUGGCUAUUUGUUUUACG
Molecule: messenger RNA, 2914 nt
Organism: Puntigrus tetrazona (Sumatra barb)
Lineage: Eukaryota; Metazoa; Chordata; Actinopteri; Cypriniformes; Cyprinidae
Gene: krt1-c5
Product: keratin, type 1, gene c5
Exons: 9
Coding region: 149-1639 (496 amino acids)
Molecular function (GO): structural molecule activity
Source: RefSeq, a predicted model, not a curated record